Gopherus flavomarginatus (Mexican gopher tortoise) is the source of this 9865-nucleotide messenger RNA. RefSeq names its product differentially expressed in FDCP 8 homolog (gene DEF8). The record is from RefSeq and is a predicted model, not a curated record. The transcript is spliced from 11 exons. NCBI's taxonomy places the organism in Eukaryota, Metazoa, Chordata, Testudines, Testudinidae. The coding region runs from base 3667 to 5013 and encodes 448 amino acids.
GGCGCUUUGGAGACCUGCAGUGUGUUCAAAGCCCACUUGUCACUCUCCUGCGUGGGGACGGGAAGAGGGCGCCUGAGUCUAGCCUGGGGAUCAGCCCCCCGACUCCGAGAAACGGGCCGGGGAGGGGUUCUGGCGAAUGCCGCGGGCCCAGACAUCCUUCUCAGCCGCCUGCCCCCAGGCUAGAGGCAGCAGGGACUGGGAGGUGCUACCUUGUGCCCGCAGCCCAGAGGGCCACAGGUUGAGCGCUCUGGUUCCUGAGGUUCUGCGGUGCCCAUCCCCACCAGGUUGUGCAGUAUUUCUAGGCCACUGUAGAAAUCUGCAUCCUGCUCCUAGCUCUGGUUGGGUGACACCUGGUGAGUCACUUUCCCCUCGCUGGUCUCCCAUCUAUAAAAUGCCCUGUCUCAUCGCAGGCUUCAGAGCAUUAUUGCUGUGGGUGCAAUGUUCUUGUGCUGCGAAGCCCUAGAUCAGGGGUAGGCAACCUAUGCGAUGGGUGCUGAUGGUGGCACGCGAGCUGAUUUUCAGUGGCACUCACACUGCGUGGGUCCUGGCCACCAGUCCGGGGGGCUCUGCAUUUUAAUUUAAUUUUAAAUGAAGCUUCUUAAACAUUUUGAAACCUUAUUUACUUUAUAAUAUGUAACUAAACUAUUGUUGUAUGUUGUAUCAGCACGCUAAGAUGUUAACAGCACUCCCCAGCUGUGUCCGAUUGUAAUUGCGUUGCUAGGUUAAGACCCUUCCAGAACACCAGAAAUACUUAUAGAAAGAGAUCUUCUAAAAAGGUUAAAAUGUAUGACUGGCAUGUGAAACUUUAAAUUAGAGUGAAUAAAUGGAGACUCGGCACAGCACUUCUGAAAGGUUGCCGACCCCUGCCCUAUAUAAGCACUGAGCAUGUUUAUCAUCCCACUCUGGCUGUGGGAGCUCCGGGGGCAGGUGGGAGGCAGGGAGGGGCAGUAACUUGGUGGUGGUUUUAUUUGGAUGUGUGGAUAGCACCACAGCUCCAAUUUUGUCACAACAGCACAGCAAUCCUUUCAAAAAUCCCACACAGGAAACUGUCAAAACCCAGCUACAUUCACUGUGAGUAAAGAGCCCAGCACAGCAUUGAAUCCCACCCUGCCUACCAACUAGGCUUUGAGUGACAAUUAGCUUUAGGCUCCACUGUUGAUGUUUUUCAAGAGCCUUCUAUUGAAGGGUCUAAAAUGCUUUAUUUGGAGCCUAAAUCUAGCUAGUGUAUUCAUUGGAACGAAGCUGCCUAGGCACUAGGGUGGGAUUGAAACUUAAAAACACACCUGUUGUAAACCAAGUUCCUUCCCCAUGCUGUCAAUGAAGUGUGGAUUUUUGAAAGUGGAAGUAGGCAAAUAAUGAAUCCCUGUCCUUAGCAAGUUUCUGCUUCCUCUGUGCUCAUCUCUGGCAUUGCACAAUGAAACUCAGUCUCCCUCAGGUCUGGGUGCUGAAUUGUUUGGAUGUCAGAUGCCAGGGGAGUGGUUCUGAAAAAAUAACUGCUCACUCUGGAGUUUUGAAUAGAGACACGUGUUUGUGUGCGUCAUGGGUUUGGGAAAAGCUUGUGUGUGGCUGUCUCUGUUUGUUAACAGUAUUAAAAUUGGAGGCCAGACUGAUCCUGACAAUGUCUCUUUAUUAAAUGGGAUCAGAAAUGGUUUCUGGAAAUUAAGCAGCUAUUUCAACGUAACUUUAGGGAAAGCAGUUUUCCUGCAUUUAAAUUUCCCUUUUGGAUGUCAGGCUAAUUCAUGAGAACUAGGAAGUGAAACUGAUCACUCUAGAAUUGUUGUCGAAUGGUCAGACAGUUCACUCAGUAAAGAGCAUUAUUAGGAUUGUAGCACCAGCUGUGUGCUCAGCUCGAUACAGACCAGUAGGGAAAUAGCCACAGCUACGCUGGACAACCCUCUUGAAAGAAAAAAAUCCCUGGCAGGAACACACAUUCUUCUGUUUCUGGCCACGAGGACAAACGGAAACCCAAAAGUUGUACCGCUCAUAACGAUGUCAGUUGAGUUAAUCGGUGCAGCUGCUAAUCUGCUUAUUCCCCCUCCCGUAUGGGAGUAGCUACCCUGGUGAGCACUUUACACUAGUAGAACUGAGCCCACACAAGGGGUUUACCCUUAUGACUGUAUCUGUACAAAUCACCCCCUACCGGACUGAGCAGUGUAAUGCAGGGGCUGCGUAGGAGCUGCACUGUUCUGUAUUUGUCCACCAUGAACCUCUCUGUGGGGCGUCUGGUACUGAAUGAGGCGGGCUGCUCGGAGUCCACUUGGCCAUUCACUACACACAGCCUUGUCUUCACUAGCCACAAAGACCCUGCACGGAGCUUGGCUGAGCUGAUGUGAGGUAAACCCUGAAGACAAGGCAGUUGGAAGCUUUGCGUGAGGUAGCCAGUAGAGAGAACUGGCUGGGGGGCACCAAGGGUAGUGAUGGAAUAUGGGGCUGAGCCCCACUGGUGUGUUUGCCUUACAGGGGCGCACUGUAUCCCAUCUGGGGCGUGGUGGGCCCUGAUGUCUGUGAUGUCUGUGCAGCAGGUAACACAAGGAGCUCUCUGGAUUUUUCACACGUCUUGGGGGUGGCAGUGGUGGGGUGAGAGAUUGCACAUUCUGUCUGUGCAGCACGCUGAAAUGUUAACAGCACUCCCCAGCUGUGUCCGAUUGUAAUUGCGUUGCUAGGUUAAGACCCUCCCAGAACACCAGAAGCCAGUACUUGCCCGAGGAGAAGAUGCUCAAGGACGCUUCUCUUCAGAAAUGUGGCAUUUUUCUGUGUGACUAAGGGCUAGUCUGCAGCAUAGAUGCUCGCUCCAACCGCUGUCAGCAGGGUCAGUCCACAUCCCUGAGAGGCAGGAGCUAGUUGGAUGGAAGAAUUCUUCUGUCAACCCAGCACUCUCUGCGCCGGUGCCUAGCUCGGCUUAGCUUUGUCACACAGGGGGUGUAUUUUUUCCCCCGAGAGGUCAACCCAGCUACAUCAGUCUUUGGAGUGUAUACCUGGCCGUCAGAGGAAGGCUGGCCAUGUCGGUAGAGCAAUGGACUGGGACUUGGGAGUGGGGUUUAAUUCUUGGCCUGUGGAACCCUGGCCCAGUCACUUCGUCUCUGUGCCUCAGUUCCCCACCUGUAAAAGGGGGUGAAUAUGUCUGUCUGCUCCUCAGGGCAGGCCCUUGCUAGGUGUAUGUCCUGCGUCUAGCACAAUGAGCUCUUCUGCUGGGACGGGAAGCACUGUCAGCACACGUUUGUAGAGUGCCAGUGGUGGUGGUGGUAACUCCAGCUGGCCGGAGCUGGGGUGCGUGCUCUAAUGAUGGGGUGCCAUGUGCCAGGCUCUCAGGUGUCUGGCUGACUUGGCUGGAAGCUGUUCUGGUGACACAGGCAGGUGGAGAGACUGGUUUUUCUACCUCCUCCGCUGUAGAGCACAAACCCCGCAGAGCGUGUGAGCGGUGGGUGAUACUGCUCGGUAGUGGCUGGGGAAAAUGAUCCAUCGCUUCCAGUUUUAAGUGGAAGCUGCCUGGGCCGGGCUGGGCUGUGGGAGGGAAAGAUCAGGCAUUGCCAGCUCUAGCCUGUUCCCCUGCUCUAGUGUCACCGGCAGAGACGGGUGAGCACCUGGGGCAGGUGACGUGCCCUGGUGUUGGCUCUGGCGCGCGCGCUGCUCCCUUCACCUCUGCGUGAUCCGGCAGGUUGGCCUGCUAUGGAAUGUGAUGAGAAGCUGGUCCGGUUCCGACAGGCCCACCUCAACCCCUUCAACAAGCAGCUGGGGCAAGGCCAGCAUGACCAGGAGGCUGGGGACGACCUUUCUUGUCGAGACUCACUGCUGGGGCUCUCCCACGGGGACCCCGAGUUCCAGUGCUCGGAGCGCAUGAUGGACUUGGGGCUGGCAGAGGACCACUUCUCCCGCCCUGUGGGCUUGUUCCUGGCCUCAGACAUCCAGCAGCUGCGGCAGGCGAUCGAGGAGUGCAAGCAGGUGAUCCUGGAGCUCCCUGAGCACUCGGAGAGGCAGAAAGACGCUGUGGUGAGGCUCAUCCACCUGCGCCUGAAACUCCAGGAGCUGAAGGACCCCAGCGAAGACAAGCCCAACAUCCGGGUGCUCCUGGAACAUCGCUUCUACAAGGAGAAGAGUAAGAGCGUCAAGCAGACGUGUGACAAGUGCAACGCCAUCAUCUGGGGCCUGAUUCAGACCUGGUACACCUGCACAGGGUGUUACUAUCGCUGUCACAGCAAGUGCCUGAACCUCAUCUCCAAGCCCUGCGUGAGGUCCAAGGUCAGCCACCAGGCCGAGUACGAGCUGACCAUCUGUCCCGAGACAGGCCUGGACAGCCAGGAUUACCGCUGUGCAGAGUGCCGGGCACCCAUCUCCCUCCGGGGCGUGCCCAGCGAGGCCAGGCAGUGCGACUACACUGGCCUGUACUAUUGCGGAAACUGCCACUGGAACGACCUGGCCGUCAUCCCAGCCCGCGUCAUCCACAACUGGGACUUUGAACCCCGCAAGGUCUCCCGCUGUAGCAUGCGUUACCUUGCCCUGAUGGUGUCACGGCCAGUGCUCAAGCUCCGGGAAAUCAACCCCCUUCUCUUUAACUACGUGGAGGAGCUGGUGGAGAUCCGGAAGCUGCGCCAGGAUAUCCUGCUCAUGAAGCCCUACUUCAUCACCUGCAAAGAGGCCAUGGAGGCUCGUCUGCUGCUUCAGCUGCAGGACCGGCAGCACUUUGUGGAGAAUGACGAGAUGUACUCGCUGCAGGACCUGGUCGACAUCCAGGCUGGGCGCCUCAGCUGCUCCUUAACGGAGAUCCACACCCUCUUCGCCAAGCACAUCAAGCUGGACUGUGAGCGAUGCCAGGCGAAGGGCUUUGUGUGUGAGCUCUGCAAAGAAGGGGACGUGCUCUUCCCGUUCGACAGCCACACGUCGGUGUGCACGGACUGCUCUGCUGUCUUCCACAGGGACUGCUACUAUGACAACUCAACCACGUGCCCCAGGUGUGUCCGGCUCAGCCUGAGGAAGCAGUCGCUCUUCCGAGGCCCCAGUGCAGAGGAGCAGGCCUAGGGUCCCCCAGCUCCCGCCAGACCUGAGCACCAAAGAACAUUGGCGAGAACUGGGCGUUCCAGAGGGGGCGGCUGCAGCGUUGGGGCUGCAAGAUCUGAACUAGCUGCCACUGGGGGUGGACCCCGGGCCAGGGAGCAAGGUGCUGUGCAGGCCCGAACGAGUGCUUUGCUCUGGUACCAGCCCAGCAUGCUGCCUGUUGCUGGGAGCCAGCUCAGCAGAUUCUGAACCCAGCUCUGAGAACUCCCUGGGCUGGGGCUGAGCGUAAUGGAGUGGCAGGAGCUACUGGGGGUCUCUCACUGUCCCAGCCAGCCUCUGCCUCUUGCUGCUCUGCCUUGCAGCUGUGCAGUGAAGCAGGGCACAUGCCCCGUGCUGUGGCAGGUGUUAGCAGGGGUGACGGUGCAGGAAUCCCUGGGGAAAGGAGGAGCCUGGUGUCCCCGACUCACUGACAAAGGGGGACGAGAUCAGCCUGGAGCAGGGGCAUUCCAGGGCUUUGCCACUUGCAGCUGGUUUGCCCCCGGCCUGUGCUGAGUUCCCUGCUGCAGGUACUUGCUGGCCCCGGGCCGAGUGGGGAGAAGAGGGAGGUGGCUGUGAUAAGGAAGAGCUGCUGUGUUCUCCUCCCACGCUGAUCACGGCUCUGACCCCUCCUUUGGAUAUGUCCUUUUCUAACGCCGCCUCUGCGCCCCAGCAAGCCUCCUGGCAUGGGCCGGCGUGCCAGUCUCCGUUGGCAUUACAGCGCUCCCUCUGCCAGCUGCUCGGUGCUCUCCGGUUGGUGCAUUUGCGUCUAAAGGGCCACAUUGGUCUGGCCUCUGAAUGGCCGGGCUGGCUUCGGGGGUGGGCCCAGGGAGCCUCCUCUGGAGGUGUCUGGCCGUGGCCUAGCUGGCGAGGGGCCUGUGGCGUGUGAGACUCAGGCUGGUCCCUUGGAGACAAGUGUGCACAUCAUGUCCCCGUCCUCUCCGGCAGCACUCAGCCCCGGCUGGGCCGGGCCAUUGAGCUGGCAUGUCCCUUUCCUGUCCACGGGCUCUGCAGGGCAGGAGUGAGGCUCAGAGGCUGGGGAGAACCAGUGUGGGCUGGUGGAAUGGUUCGCACUCGGUUCUCAGCCUCGCUAGGCUGAUCUCACUGGCCUCCCCAGAGCCUGAGCCCUGGGGGCAUGCCCUCUGCUGAGGGAGGACGCGAAUGUCAUGGGCUGCAGGCUGGAGCUUGUUGCUGGUACUGGCUCCCUCCAGCUCCCUGUGAAUGCAGGUGGCACCUCUUUGGCUGUUUUAAAGAGAGAGACGCUCGCAGAAAUGAGUUUGGGGCUGAGGUAGAGCUGCUCAUUACAUGGCCUUUCCCAGGACCCUCCUGUGCCGUUCAGAGGCCAGGGCCUCAGGUUGGAGUCUAGCUGCUUUAGUCUUGUAUUUAUUUCCGUGCCCAGCCUGGCAGUGCCCAGAGCAGUGCCAGCAUCUCUCCUCAGCGCUGGGAGCAUAGGGCUCGCAGUCCGCUGGCUCCAUACACUGGCUGACUGCUGCAGGAGCCUAGAGUGGCACUGGUCUCCCGUGCCACCUUGCACCCUUACAGGCAUGUCAGUGACCCUGCUGCCAGCCUGUGUCUCCCGCAGUGCAACUGCUGCUCCCUCGUCAGGGGCAGGAAAGGCAGGAGACGUUCAGAGUCAUCCCUUUACAUAAAAAAGUACCUGGGAUGGGCCCCUCAAGCCUUGAACUCUAAACCGGCCCCCCACCCCCACCCCCACACAUAACACCCCUGGCCCUCCUUUGAGUGGUACGGCCUGGAAUUUAAAAAUGCACUGGGGCCGGGGCUACUGCUUUACAUAGGGUGUUUGGGUGGAAGAGAGAGCACCAGGGCUGCCCACCCCCUCCCUCACUGCUGCCUCUUGCCUCCUCCAUGCUGUUACUGGGGUAGACAGGGUGGGGGGCUAGAAGCUAGCUGGGGUCCGUCUCCCCAUGCUGCAAUCCCACCUCCCCAGUGCAGGGCAGACGUGGGUGUUUUCAACAGGCAGAACCAAGGACUCGAGGCUGCUGGGCCCGGCAAGGGAGGUGCACAGGCUUUGGGCAGUGACAGUGAUGGAGCUCUGGGGGAGAGCUACGGGAUGAGCACUAAUCCCUUUAGUCUUCCUUUUUCUACAGAGGGGGGAGCAGGGCUGCAGGGCCGAGCCCCUCCGUCCCUGUCCCUGGGGGAAGUGGGAACUAGCAGGUUUUGUUCUAAUCACUUUUCCUCUUGUGGGUUCUGCUCCAGCUGAUCUUGGUGGGGCUCUUGCACCACCAGGGGAGGGCUGUGUAUGAAACGCUCGGGCUAACCAGUGAAACACACACUACCUGUUUGUAACCCGCUCGCCUGAUUUCCCAGAGGAUGCGUUUCCCCUGCUGGGCCAUUUCCACUCCCUUUGGAUGAGGGCCUUGUUUGUAGUCCCAGUGGUAAGGGCAGGCUGAAGCCAGCAGAGGCCCUGAGCUCUUGCUUAAAGCUGGAGUCCAGUCAGGAGGUUGGAAUGGAAACCCCACCUCUGCUGAACGGGGGCGAGCAGUCAGACCCCUCUGGGAACCGAGCUGGGCCAAAGGGAGCACUCUCACCCCCUUAGCCAGUGGAGUGUGGGGAGGGCCAUUAUUGCCAGUUUCCAACUGCCUCUGCUUGGCUCAUGGUGUUUGCUGUUAGCAAACGCUGGAAUUGUUACUGGGCUUCUGUUAACCCCCAUGCUCUGUUUUCAUUCGCUCAUUUCAUUUCUUUCUCGGAUGAAAUUUCUGGGAUGAAAUUUCUCCUCCUUCGACCGCAUGCUGCCCCCAGGACUGUUACACAUUGAAACCCUCCCACGUCACACUAGUAUGAACUCAGCCUCUGGUUCCCCUUCGCAGUGUGGGUGUUGGAUACUCUGGGUUUGGUGUGGUUGUCAUGCCCCAGGCCCUUCAACUCUAAUUCCCUUUUCGGGUGUUCGUAACUUUCACCUGCUAGGCUGAAACAUCCCUGUCCUGGGCUCUGAGCAGAGGCGAGCGCUUGGAGAAAACUGGCCCUUGUCUCUUAGUUAAAACGAACCACCACGUGUCUGGGACACUCCUCAAAAAGUGAGCUGCUGCUUCAACCUUCUCCGAAUGGUUUUACGUUUAAUGGCUAGUCUGCCAGGGCGGGUGUGCACCAAUGCAUGAACACUAGCGUGAGCACUUUAAUUUCUGUACAGACGUGUACGUUGGCUCUCUUUGAGUAGAAAUAACACACCUUGCUAUAGAAUCAUUGUUUACCCUCUAAGUCUCUGACUUACAGGUGGAUCUUUUUCUUGGAUUCUAGAAACACUUUAUUUGCCUGUAUGGGUGAGAGAUUCAGAUGGCAGGCUCCAGGUAGGCAGGGAUCGUUGUGAAGCUGGGGUGAGGUGGUUGUUUUUUUUAAGUUUAGUUCCUAAUCUUGCAAUAACAAAGUCUUAAGAGAGUGUUUCCCCGGCCCCCUCCCCACAGUUCAGAGGGCAGGACUAGCAGCGUGAGUGUGUUUUACAUCCUUGCCUAGGCAUGGAAGAGCACUUGCUGAACCUGCUGUUCCACACGCUUGCAGAAUCCUGACAAGCAGCAUAUGCCACAGGUGUGGCCACACAUGCCAGUCUAUGGCAGGAUGGGCAGUCCCAGGGGAAGGGUGCAAUUCCCACCUGUUCUCAGACCAUCAUUUUCCAGGUGGUAUCAUGUAUAACCCGACUGCCAUGUGUUUAUCAGACCCAGCACUGUUGCACCUGUGAUGAGAGACAGUCUAGGACCUGGGCUAGCUGCUCUAUGGUCUUUAUUAAAUGCACCUUGGAAAGAGUGACUGCAGCAGCUGCCGUGUUGCACCUGAGCGGCAGGCAGAUCCCUAUAAUUCAGUCUGUGUGUGUGUGUGUUGUUACCAGACCCUUGGAGUCUGUAACUCUGGGGCUGCUUUGAGUAGCAUAAACCACCCAUGGGAAAGAUUCCACAGACAGAACGGAUGGCAUGAUUCUUGCCUGUAUCUGGAAGGGAAAAGACAGGAGAAGUGGCUAUCUGCAUAACAGCUGGGAGUGUACCUCCUAAAUACAGCUGGUUCUGCUUGAGCUACUGGGCUAAAAAUAGCCUUGCCAAUGUUGUGGCAUGGGCUGGCCAGAUGAGGACAAGCGCAUCUGCCCUUCUUGCAGCUCUGAGCUCAUUGGCUGGCAACCUUUGGCACCCAUCUCAUCAGGGUAAAGCCACUGGUGGGCCGGGCUGGUUUGUUCAUCUGGAGCAUCCGCAGGCAUGGAGCUCCCACAGGCUGUGGUUCGCAGUUCCUAGCCAAUGGGGGGGUGUGUGGGAAGCGGUGUGGACUGAGGGAUGUGCUAGCCACUGCUUCCCACAGCUGCCUUUGGCCAGGAAUGGCGAACCACAGCCCAUGGAAGCUGCGGGGCUCCGUGCCUGCAGACGCUCCAGAUAGACAAACCGGCCCGCCAGCGACUUUACCCUGACGGGCUGGGUGCCAAACGCUGCCAACCCCUGAGCUAGGCCAUGCCACAUUACUCUCUUUAGCAGGUAGCUCAAGCAGAGCUAGUAUGUGUCUGUCUGUCCAGCAUUGGAGGCAUGUUUCUAGCUACACUGUGAACAUACCCUCUUACAGGGCAGUCUGCUUCCUUGCCAUGCCUGCCCUCCUGUCAGGGGGUCCCUUCGUAAUGAGAAUAAAACUUUAGCUGACACAGCUGCCCUCUAACCUGCACAGCAAGAGAGGACAGAACCAGGACCAAAAGUUUUCAGUUUGCAAAGUGUGAAUGACAAAAACAAAACCUCUGAGGAUGUGGUUACACCACACCUUGGUGGCUGUAGCCAGGGGGAGGAAUGGGGGAUCGCAAUACAGGAAUCUAAGGUACAAUGGUAUUGAUUCAAUAAACCACUGUACUGGAUCAUUUUAA